GUGACGAGACGAUCAAGCCUGGACGCCAUUUUCAGAAGUUACGCCGAGGCUACAAUGCCAAUACCCGGCAGAGAUUCAUUUCAUAAUAACGAUCAACGCUCAAGAAUGGUAAUGUGUUAAGGUAGGUGGAUUCGGGGGGAUGUUUGGUGUAAGUGGAGGAACUUUGUGACUAUUGUAAAUCGAGCUGUAAGUCGAGUACAAAUAAGGAAGCUAUUGUGAUUGGACUUGCUACCGGAGUGAAAGUAGUCAGGUCUUAUGGCACUGCUGUUGCAUCUUGUGCAUUUGUUGUUUCCUACCGUGACAAGGUCUCAAAAAAAAAAAAAAAGAAAGCAUCCCUGCACUUCUCCAGGGAUAAUCGGGUUGAAGCAAACACUUGUUCUUUCUUAUUGGUUCAAAAGCGUUCUUGAAGGAAACCAUCACCAAAUCGUAGUAACAUGGUCCCUUCUAUACGCUAUGAUGCCUUAUAUUGGCAAGAGUGUGGAAACGACUAAGAUGGGCAAUAACGGUAAUAAUAGACCAAAGUCCAAUAAGAGAUUGUAGCGUAUGUGGUGGUAUAUGCACAAGAGCGAAGUGUGUGCAAGGUUAUGUGUAACGGUAGCGGCAGUGGAAGCGGUAGCGUGUAAAUCAAGAACUGAGAAUGAAAGAAUAUAUGGGUCAAAAAGAAGGAAAGGCACAUACCCUGCAGGUUGUAUCGCGAUGCU
Daldinia caldariorum is the source of this 701-nucleotide messenger RNA. RefSeq lists its product as uncharacterized. The transcript is spliced from 3 exons. NCBI's taxonomy places the organism in Eukaryota, Fungi, Ascomycota, Sordariomycetes, Xylariales, Hypoxylaceae. The record is from RefSeq and is a predicted model, not a curated record. Bases 256 to 540 code for a protein of 94 amino acids.